Molecule: messenger RNA, 1431 nt
Organism: Arvicola amphibius (Eurasian water vole)
Lineage: Eukaryota; Metazoa; Chordata; Mammalia; Rodentia; Cricetidae
Gene: Ppil1
Product: peptidylprolyl isomerase like 1
Exons: 4
Coding region: 244-744 (166 amino acids)
Biological process (GO): protein peptidyl-prolyl isomerization; protein folding
Cellular component (GO): catalytic step 2 spliceosome
Molecular function (GO): peptidyl-prolyl cis-trans isomerase activity
Source: RefSeq, a predicted model, not a curated record
AGCAUGGCGCGAAACGCCGCAGAAGGAUCUUGCACUUGCCUGUGGCCCUGUACUGGGUAGCUCGUCUUGCAAGCCCCUUCCCAGCCUCGAAAGAGAUCUUUCAUCUUCCUUGUCCCAGCGCCCUAAACCCUCCCAUCAAAACCGGCUGAGCGGCGGGAACCGGAAGUGUGCGUACCUGGGACGGGUCCCCCAUGAUCUCCACCGGAAGUAGCCAUUGUUAAGGGGAUCCCUUCUUCGCUCAGUAUGGCGGCGAUUCCCCCUGACACCUGGCAGCCGCCCAACGUCUACCUGGAGACUAGCAUGGGGAUCAUCGUGUUAGAGCUGUACUGGAAGCAUGCUCCAAAGACCUGCAAGAACUUUGCAGAGCUGGCUCGGCGGGGCUACUACAAUGGCACCAAAUUCCACAGGAUCAUCAAGGACUUCAUGAUCCAAGGCGGUGACCCAACAGGGACAGGUCGCGGUGGCGCAUCUAUCUAUGGGAAACAGUUUGAAGACGAACUUCAUCCAGACCUGAAGUUCACUGGGGCUGGGAUUCUUGCGAUGGCCAAUGCAGGACCAGACACCAAUGGCAGCCAGUUCUUCGUGACCCUCGCCCCCACUCAGUGGCUGGAUGGCAAACAUACCAUUUUUGGCCGAGUGUGCCAGGGUAUAGGAAUGGUGAAUCGAGUGGGCAUGGUGGAAACAAACUCCCAGGACCGUCCUGUGGAUGACGUGAAGAUCCUUAAGGCGUACCCUUCUGGGUAGAGGUGAUGCUGUCUCGGGCACACCUGGUCUUCUAAGAUGCUCCUAGUGAGCCAUCUUCCGGAUGACAUAGAGUGCCAUGUGUUGGGGUCAUGCAUAUAGACUCUGACACCCUCUGGACAAAAUGAAGCAGAGGGCUUGUCUUUGGGGGCAUUUGUAUUCUGGUCAAUAGUCACAGACUUGGAAAGCAGGCAGUGUUGAGGCGCUAACUGCACAGCCCCUUCCAGCCUCCGGCGUGUGCUCUUCCAGGAAUAUGCACAGUUCUCUAUUCUCCCUCGGAGCCUGAGCAUCAACACUGCCGCUUCUGACACUAAACAUCCCAUGCAAAGCCAGUUUGAAUUUUUGCCAAAUGAAAAACGCAUCCAACAAUCAAAUUGCUAAGAUGUCAAGUGGGGAAUGAUAAUGUGUAAUGGUGGAAAAAUGGAUCUUUGAGAUGGAAGCAGAAGCGCUGGGCACUUGCCCCCGGGAAGGACGGGCAGUCACUGAACACAAGGCCAGUCCUUCAGGAACCUUCGCUCACACACAGUGACACCUUAGGGCUCUAGAGAAAGUAAGUAAGAGGUGUUUCUACAUGAUAUCUUUGUUUUUUAAUCUUUCUGGAUUUGCAGGGGCCAUGAGGGUGACAGGAAGGAUGUUAAUACUUUGAAAUACAUAGAUGUUUCCAGAAUAAAGUACCAUUGGUGGUUGAAA